AUGUUUAUUUCGACAAUGCCGUUAACUAUUUCAAUACAUCGUCGUGAUUUAUUUCCGUCGAAUUUUUACAUCGAAAAUGAUAAUAGACUUUUUCCAUUUAAUGUUAAUACUAUUGAUUGGUAUUUAAUAUCGUCAAUUAAUUCCAAUAUGUCUAUUAUUUCACCUUCAUCCGUAUCGUCAUCUAAUUUGAUAAAUAUAAUUAAUUCAACAACAAGAACAGUAUCAACAACAGUUCGACCAAUGCCAAUUAUUCGAGCAUUACCAAUUGCAUUUGUUCUUUCAAGUAUUGUUGUUCUAUGUAUAUGUGGUAAUAUUCUCGUUAUUUUAUCUGUCUUUACAUUUCGACCAUUACGAACUGUACAAAAUAUUUUUAUUGUUUCACUUGCUUUUUCGGAUAUGUUAGUUGCUAUUAUAGUUAUGCCAUUUCAUAUUGUUGUACAUACAGUUAAACGAUGGAUAUUUGGAAAACUAUUUUGUCAAGUUUUUGUCACUUCUGAUGUUCUUCUAUGUACAUCAUCAAUAUUAAAUCUUUGUGCUAUAGCACUUGAUCGUUAUUGGGCAAUAAGUGAUCCGAUACAUUAUGCACGUCAACGUACAAUGCGACGUGUACUUAUUAUGAUAGCUAUUGUUUGGUUAUUAUCAGCAACAAUAUCAAUUCCACCUAUUAUUGCAAAUAUACUUGGUUCAGAAGAAUUGAAAAAUUUUAAUGAACUUCAACAAUGUGAAUUAUCAAAUAAUAAAGCUUAUGUUAUUUAUUCAGCAUGUGGAUCAUUUUAUAUUCCAGCAGUAAUUAUGACUGUUGUUUAUGCACAAGUGUUUUUAGAAACACGAAAACGUUUUCGUGAACGUGCUACAGCUGCAGCAAAAUUAGCGAAUGUUACUCGUACACAUAAAACUAUUAAAAAGAAAAAAAAUAGUAGUCCUAGUGGUCAUCAUUAUCGUUAUAAACGAAGUCUAUCUUCAUCAAUAAUGCAUGCAACAAGUUCAUCAUUAAAAUUUUCAGCAUCAAAUGGUAGUGGAGUAGACAACUUUAGUACAGAUGACGCUGAAGAAAUGUCGUUUGCAAAAACUGAAAGUGUCAAUCCAGUAUCGUAUUCUAUUCUGAGUCCUAAUAAUACAAUGAUCAAUAAUCAAUUAAUUCAAUGUCAUAAAAUGGAUAUAGGUGCAUCACAAAUUUCACUUACUAUGAGUAUUGAUGAAAAUAAAAUGCCUCCAAUAACCUGCGAUACGUUACCUUCAAAUAUUGAAUUAUCCAUACCAUUAUAUAGUCAACCUUCAAUAAGUGAAUAUAAAUCUGAAAUUGACUUUUUAAAUCAACAACAAAAUGCAUCUGUUCAAACAACCGAAUUUUUAAAUGAAUCAAAAUGUUUUUCAAUAAAACAUUCAUCGAAAGAUUAUGAUCGUAAAAUGUUAUUUAAAGGUAAAACUUUAGCAUCAUUAAUGCAUGAACGACAAAAGAUAUCUUUAACACGUGAACGUCGUUUAUCACGUACACUUGGAAUAAUCAUAAGUGUAUUUCUUUUAUGUUGGUUACCAUUUUUUGUUGUUUAUAUUUUAUCAGCUUUUAUUGAUGUUGAUUCAUAUAUCAAAGAACCGUUACCAACAUUAAUACUUUGGCUUGGCUAUGUAAAUAGUGCUGUUAAUCCAUUAAUUUAUACUGUAUUUAACGUAGAAUUUCGCACAGCAUUUAAACAUUUGUUACUUCCAACUACGAAGAAUAAACCUUCAAAUCGAUGUUAUAUAGCAAAACAUAAUGGAAAAUAA
Messenger RNA from Rotaria sp. Silwood2, 1764 nucleotides. The record is from the annotation of a GenBank genome assembly. NCBI's taxonomy places the organism in Eukaryota, Metazoa, Rotifera, Eurotatoria, Philodinida, Philodinidae.